CAGCAGCACCACACCUCCAUUGGAUAAUGAGCUCUACAGCCCAGCAGCUGCUGCGCUCCCAGCGGGAUGUGCUCCUGGAGUGGACCCGUGUCCACCCUGCCCCCCUACUACGCUGGCUAUGCGACGUUGGGGUACUUUCUCACGCCCACUACCUGUCCCUGCUGGAGCGUUCGCCCUCCAAUGCCGUUGCGCAGGUCCUGGAGACGGUGUGCGCAAGUGAGGAGAGCAGCCGUGGCUUCCUGCAGGUCCUGAGGGAGGUGCAGGACUACUACUGUGAUGAGCUGCACGUCUGGGUGGAGAGACACUGCAGGGAGAGGACGGAAGGGACAAAGGAGACCAAACCGGUUAGAGUGGAGGAGAAGAAAAAGCCAAAAAGCCCCAUUUCAAAACUGUUCAAAGUCAAGAGUAAAUUCACUGUGACCCCUGAGGUCAAAGCUGAGGAAGAGUUGAAACCUCGGCGGAGUGUAAAAUCUUCUCAUCUCAGAGUUCCCCUUUCAGCUCACAGAAAUACCCUUCUGGAACGUACAGAACGACUUACAUCUUACGCAGAAGGGGGAGGGCAGGCCUCCAACUCUGCUUCUCACAUUGAGAUCCGAUACACUGAUCUCUUCGUGACCGAGGACAACGAGUCAUUUGACAGCAGCCAGCAUGAGUACUUCACCCUGGCCAGUCGACGGGCACGCAUCUACGCCCACCAGGCCUGCCAACGCAUCUGCCCUCGCCACCUCCUGAGCCCCCAAGGCACCACAGGGCGCCCACCUAAGCGGGUAAAGGUGAAGGGCAUCGCUGGCAUCGGCAAGAGCGUGGCAGUGCAGAGGCUGGUCUAUGAGUGGGCGCUGGGGAAGCACAUGCGUGAGUUCACCUGUGUGUUCGARCUCCGCUUCCGCGAGCUGAACCUGAUGAAAACCCCGCUGAGCUUACUGGACCUGCUUGAAGACCGAUUCCGCUACUUCAAGACUGUCCUGCCAGACCUUCUGGCCUCGCCAGGUCCCUUGCUCUUCAUUCUGGAUGGGCUGGACGAGUUUAAAUACCAACUGGACUGGAAUGCUCCUGACAGGGACAUCGGCGUGGACUCCAAGGUGCCUGUAUCAGAGCUGAUAAUGGCGUUGAUCAAGGGGAGUCUACUCCCAGAAUCCUCGGUCAUCCUGACAUCCAGGCCUUCCACGGACGCUCCUAAGCGGUUCUUCCAGCGUUGCUGCGUGAUCCUGGGCUUCGAGGAGGACCAGGUGAAGGAGUACACCUCCAAGUUCUACAAGYACCCCAAGGUGUCUGAGAAGGUGUACAACUACAUCCUGGACAACGACAACCUCUUUGUGCUCUCCUUCAUCCCUCUCUAUUGCUAUAUCAUCUGCACCGCCUUGGCUGAGUUCUUCUCCAGUCAGGAAGAUAGUGACUCACGGUCUCUAGAGUUGAACCCACCUAGGACAGUCAGCGAGGUUUACUACUGCUACCUGUUUACAGCCAUCAAGCACCAUGCGCUGAAAGGGAAGGCGGAGAGGAACACCCUCAGAUCGGAGGUACUUUCUCUAGUUAGGCAACAGCUGACGAACCUGGGGAGAUUAGCUUACGAAAACCUUCUAAAGAGUAAGAUCAUGUUCGACAUACAGGACCUGGAACGUUAUGGUCUCACGCCAGUAGAUAUACAGAGCACCUUCCUCAGUCAGAUCCUGGUGCCUCUGAAAGAGGAGAGGGUGGAGAUGUUUUCCUUCUUCCACUUGACCGUCCAGGAGCAUCUGGCCGCCCUGUACUGUGCAAUCAGCCUCUCAAAGCAGGGUCACAUCAUCCAGGCUCUGGACUUCUGGUGCUUUGGUGAGAUCCCCCCACCUUCCACCUCCCCAACUUCCCUACUGAGCCAAGACCUCCACCUGGACCAGACUAGGGUGGAGAACCUGCAGAUGUUCACUCGCUUCUUCAUGGGGCUUCUCCGGACCAGGCUGGGGGGGCAGUUGGAUGGGCUGGUGCUGGCCCCUCUGGAGGUGGGCUUGGAGGGUGAGGAUAUCCCCACCAGGCUGGGUAUCUGGUUCCAGAACCAGUUUAAGGGUAGGCAGCUAGCCAACCAGACGGCGCUAAACCUGCUCCACUGUUUGAUGGAGCUGCACAUGAAGGAAGUCACCAGCAGGGUGGCACCGGAGAUCCGGAGUCUGAACCUGUUCAAGAUUAAGCUGAGUGUGGUGGACUGUACAGCGUUACACUAUGUGUUGCAGUUCUCCCCACAUAGGCUCAAGGAGCUCAACCUGGGAUACUCCAACAUCGGAAACAGAGGUCUUCGCAGGCUAGCUCCGAUAUUGCACCGCUGUGAAUCUCUUUAUCUGCGAUAUAACUGUCUGGAAAGGGAGGCAGCCAUCCUGGAAUCUGCAGUGUUGAAAUCAAACGAGUGUCAGGUGAAGAAGCUGUUCAUGUGUGGUAACAAUUUGGGUCCGGAAGGAGUUCUGGAGCUGUGGAAUGCCCUGGAGCAGAACACUACACUGGAGGAACUCUACUUGGACAUCACUGGCAUCACAGAGAGAGGAACAGAGAACAUUGUCAACUGCCUCAGCAAGAACACCUCUCUGAAAACGCUGACCAUCGUGGGGAAUGACAUUGGGGAGGUGGGGAAGAGGAGGCUGAGGGAGCUAGAGCAUCGACGGCCGGGGCUCCGGAUCAUUGGGAACUUUGUGGAUGACCUAGGACUGCCAAAGGCCUACCUGGACUGGGUAGAGGAGAUACGGGAUGACCGGGACCAGAUGGACUCAGUGAAGAACGCAGAUGCCCUACAGUCCAUCUUGAAGGGGCUGAGGGUGGGAGCAGAUGGGGAAAAUGGGGAGGGAGGGGAAGGAGAGAACACAGCUAAAGCCCUGGAGCUGGAGACCAAGAUCUUGGAGCUUUUGAACGCCCCCACUCACCUGGCUGGAGUGAGAUGACUUCACUUAACCUUUUGCUCCGUGAGGAGCACAGGUUAUCCACAGUGAGAUGGCUGAUCAAGUCUAAAUGGGCAAAAUAAAAUGCAACCACACCUUUGCAUCGUCACAAAACCAGAGAACAACCACUGUUCGGUGAAGUCCACAAAGCAAGCAUAUUGCAUGUAACAAACUGUUACAUGACCUACAGCAUGGUCAAGCCAGUGAAUGUUUCCAAAAUGUUCUGACCACUGAACAACUAUUGAUUUAGAACCACGGAAAGUUACCACGAGUCUCAAAGAAAACAGGAGCUGCCUCCACUAUUCCAGCACCAAUUUCAACUUCAACAUUUCAACCACAUCAAAUCACCUGUUCUUAGUCUAACACAGUGACAACUAAAAGUUACCAAAAACUAUUUAGUCCAAUGAGCUAAAUAUGAUGUGGCUG
Molecule: messenger RNA, 3323 nt
Organism: Salvelinus sp. IW2-2015
Lineage: Eukaryota; Metazoa; Chordata; Actinopteri; Salmoniformes; Salmonidae
Product: NLR family CARD domain-containing protein 3-like
Cellular component (GO): cytoplasm
Molecular function (GO): protein binding
Source: RefSeq, a predicted model, not a curated record